AAAGUGUUUCAACCAGCUUGGGACUGUUUGCCAUAGCGUCACGUACGUGAGGUUCGUUAGAAUUCUGGAUGAGCACCUUUCAAAGGCUGCCAAAGUCAUUUUUCCUGGAAUACUGCUGUAAGCAGUUUGACUUGGCAUCCUACUUUUGGGCUGGUUUUUCACGCCAGACCUUUUUGGUGGGUGGGGAGAAGCCGUUGAAUUUGAUUAGGUUAUGUGCAAAGAAGUACGGUCGUCGCGCGAUACUUUUUUCGACAUAGUUUGUGAGUUUCAACAUUUUAUUGUUUCUAUCUGCUUUAGCUCUCUUUGUGUUUGCUUGGUAAAUUUAAUCUGAUGUUAUUUACUCUGGAUUAACGGGUGAGGGAAAAAUCGCAUCCGAUAAUUCUAUCUCUGGUUGGACGCCGUAGGAUUGUGACGAUUGCGGAUUGCCUGUUAUUUGUCUUCGGAAUAGAUAUUAAUCAUAUUAUUAAUUAAUAUUUAAUCAUUUAUGAUUAUGCAUCCAAGCUUGUCUUCCAAAAGAUGACACUGAACAGGGACGAAAUUUUCGACGGGGAUUUACCUGCCCCCGCUACGAGUAGUAUUUGACGUUGGGAAGCGUUUCCCUUUUACCUGUUUGUUCUCGUUGGCUGAAUUUGUUAUCCGAGUUUCAUUGUUGGGAAUGGCCGUAAUGAAUGGCCGUUCGCAAGUCUUCGUCAAUAACGGACCAUAUGCAACCACCAACGGGCAUAUUACCGUACCUCACGUAACAGUACAGAAUGUCCUUGUACGGAUCAACUUUGCCAGGAUUGUCAUCGUGAUCACGCUGCUUCCGUUCUGCGGAUUAUUGGUGUGCUUAUUUUCUUGCAUGCUCUUCCAGUUCGAACAGGUGACAAUCACUUUCUGUCCCGUGACGAACUAUCUGCCAUCCAUCUCGGCCGUCACGGGAGUGCGUCCACAAACGCAUCUCUGGCGAUUGUGUAUAGCCCUGCACUGUACGCCGCGCUUUCUUAUCGCGCUACUCUACCGGGCAACAUUUAAACAGAACCUGGACCGACUGCAUCCCAGCGGCCCCUUCUGGUCGUGGUAUAGUAAAAUUAUCACUGUGGAUUUUGCCUUCAGUGUGGUGGAAAACAUCUCCCUGCUGAUGGUGUCAGUGGUAUCCAGUCCGGAUAAUUAUCCGGUCCAUGAAAAGUGUUUUAUCACGUUUUUAAUCACAUCCAUCGGACACAUGAUAAUGUGCUGUUAUUUAUACCCGAAUCUGUUCUUCCAGCCGUUCUUAUCGGAAUGUGAACGCACGAAAUCUCUUUUAUGGAAACGGAGAAUACUCAGUUUGGUGUUCAUGUUGGCUGCUGGCAUGGCCAUAUUCUUUUUCCGCCAUCGGAGAUACUGUGCGCCGGGCGCGUUCAGUUAUUUUGCAUUUUGUGAGUAUUGGCUGGCCAUAUUGAAUAUGGGCUUUCAUGCAACCUCGUGCUGGGAUUUUGUGGGGAAGGAAUUAGUAAUUGCCGGAUGGCCCAAAGACGAAUUGGUGGUUAAUGGGAAAUCGUAUGAAUAUGCGCUGCAGCUAUCCAAAAGCAACUCAGACAAAGCGUCGGAAUAAUGUUUUGUGAUUAUGUUGUUACUCCAUUUGUAUCUCGCGUUUAGGUUAACGCUUUUUUUAUGUUUUUAGUUUUUGUGGUUUUGAGCAUUCCUACCGCUUCUGAUAUUAGAGACGGAUUCUCAACAGAGUUUUAAAUUUCCUAUUAAUUGUUGAUUUUUUUCUUUUGAUAAAUUUUAUUUGUUUCGGAACUUUAAAAUAAGAAAAGUCGCGCAACGUGCUUUGUCUACUCUACUGUGUCACUUUUCAGUCAGCAGACUGCCAAAAAACUUUUCCUGGGUUUGUCCAAAGGAAGUCUCUGAUGACACAUUUCCGGUGUUUGAUAGGUUUGCACUGUAACGGAACCAUCUGUCACGUGCACAGAUUCAUUAGCCGAUUA
Molecule: messenger RNA, 1949 nt
Organism: Paramacrobiotus metropolitanus
Lineage: Eukaryota; Metazoa; Tardigrada; Eutardigrada; Parachela; Macrobiotidae
Product: post-GPI attachment to proteins factor 2-like
Exons: 1
Coding region: 656-1573 (305 amino acids)
Biological process (GO): GPI anchor biosynthetic process
Cellular component (GO): Golgi membrane; endoplasmic reticulum membrane
Source: RefSeq, a predicted model, not a curated record